UUUCUCGAAGGGCCGGGCCAAGGGGACCGAGCGAACUAGGGUUUUGAGUGUAUUGGACAGAGUGAAGAGAGAGACAGGGAGAUGAAGCCGGUGGUGGGUGUGGUGGUGUCGAACAAGAUGCAGAAGUCGGUGGUGGUGGCAGUGGACAGGCUAUUCCACAACAAGCUCUAUAAUCGCUACGUCAAGCGGACCUCUAAGUUCAUGGCUCACGACGAGAACAACCACUGCAACAUCGGCGAUCGAGUUAAAUUAGAUCCUUCUAGGCCGUUGAGCAAGCGUAAGCAUUGGAUUGUUGCUGAAAUUCUCAAAAAAGCACGAAUCUAUCAGCCGCCAUCUGUCGGAAGCAACCCUUCAGUAUCUGCUUCUUCCUCCUCCUCCUCCUCCUCAUCAUCAUCAUCUUAAGACUUCAAGACCAGAGAAUCCUAUUUGAGAGUACUCAAUGGAAGUUGGAAGUUAUAAUCGAGUUGGAUGGGCCCGGGUACUUUAGUCAGAGAGCUGCUUUUCUGCAGUAGGAUCCUGUAUACAAAGAUGAACAAUUGUUUCUGCAGGCAUGAGCUGUGUAUGUUGGGGGCAUAUGUUUUGCUGGUUGUCUGAGUUUUUAAAUUUGAAUUUGGUUUUCUCACUAGAACAUGGGUCAUUAUAAUUAAUUGGAUCCAUGUUGACAGUCUUAAGGAUGCCCCUUUCUUGUUCCAAUCUCACCACAGAUCAGUUACUGCUACUGGAAAAAUAAGAUUCCUCAGUUUACCUGUUUAAAAAGUAGUCUUUUUUUUUUUUUUUUUUUUUCAAUUUUGUUCUUAUUUAGACUGUUGUGUUCUGUUUGUUAGGAAAAACAAAGGUGAAGAACAUUAUUUGAUAUACAUGAUAUUUGUAAUUUUUUUCUCCUAAUUAAGAUGGUUGGGGAAGGGGAAGAUCUAUAUUUCU
Molecule: messenger RNA, 921 nt
Organism: Diospyros lotus (date-plum)
Lineage: Eukaryota; Viridiplantae; Streptophyta; Magnoliopsida; Ericales; Ebenaceae
Exons: 4
Coding region: 82-402 (106 amino acids)
Biological process (GO): translation
Cellular component (GO): ribosome
Molecular function (GO): structural constituent of ribosome
Source: RefSeq, a predicted model, not a curated record